Messenger RNA from Procambarus clarkii (red swamp crayfish), 2163 nucleotides. NCBI's taxonomy places the organism in Eukaryota, Metazoa, Arthropoda, Malacostraca, Decapoda, Cambaridae. The record is from RefSeq and is a predicted model, not a curated record.
AUGGCGUCAUCAGGCAGGCCGGAUGGGGCUACGUCACUCUCAUCAAAUACUCACCAGCGACCACUACCAAAGAGUCCCACUCUUGAUACUCCCCCAAGACCACCAAAGAGUCCCACUCUUGAUACUCCCCCAAGACUACCAAAGAGUCCCACUCUUGAUACUCCCCCAAGACUACCAAAGAGUCCCACUCUUGAUACUCCCCCAAGACUACCAAAGAGUCCCACUCUUGAUACUCCCCCAAGACCACCAAAGAGUCCCACUCUUGAUACUCCCCCAAGACCACCAAAGAGUCCCACUCUUGAUACUCCCCCAAGACCACCAAAGACUCCCACUCUUGAUACUCCCCCAAGACUACCAAAGAGUCCCACUCUUGAUACUCCCCCAAGACCACCAAAGAGUCCCACUCUUGAUACUCCCCCAAGACCACCAAAGAGUCCCACUCUUGAUACUCCCCCAAGACCACCAAAGAGUCCCACUCUUGAUACUCCCCCAAGACCACCAAAGAGUCCCACUCUUGAUUCUCCCCCAAGACCACCAAAGUUCUCCACCAGUCACCUGUUGAGCCAUCAGACUGCCGGGUGCACUGAGGCUGCGGCUGCUCCCGUGAACAUGUUCAUGGAAGAGGAUUUCUCGCCGCUCCCUCUGGAGGAUGACUCCAGGGGUGAGGAGGUGAGUGUCCCGUUGGAUGCUGCGGCUGCCCCUGCUUCGCCUGUCCUUCCUUCGGUUGUUGAGGACCCUCCUCCGGGUGUUGCUGUGCCGUCGGAUGUUCUUCCUGAUCCCGUCGCUGUCCCCGCUGCUCCCGAUGGCCUUACGGGCAAUCUCUGCGUCGUCGGCGCUCUCCUCUUCCUCGUCUUCUGCGCCUGCCCCUGCGCCCUCGCCUUGUGUUCCGUCUUGAACCUGCCAACAGCUGCCAACAGUGAAGGUCAGGAGGCAGCUGGCAGCAGUGAAGGUCAGGAGGCAGCUGGCCACAGUGAAGGUCAGGAGGCAGCUGGCCACAGUGAAGGUCAGGAGGCAGCUGGCCACAGUGAAGGUCAGGAGGCAGCUGGCCACAGUGAAGGUCAGGAGGCAGCUGGCCACAGGGAAGGUCAGGAGGCAGCUGGCUACAGUGAAGGUCAGGAGGCAGCUGGCUACAGUGAAGGUCAGGAGGCAGCUGGCCACAGUGAAGGUCAGGAGGCAGCUGGCCACAGUGAAGGUCAGGAGGCAGCUGGCUACAGUGAAGGUCAGGAGGCAGCUGGCCACAGUGAAGGUCAGGAGGCAGCUGGCCACAGUGAAGGUCAGGAGGCAGCUGGCCACAGUGAAGGUCAGGAGGCAGCUGGCCACAGUGAAGGUCAGGAGGCAGCUGGCCACAGUGAAGGUCAGGAGGCAGCUGGCCACAGUGAAGGUCAGGAGGCAGCUGGCCACAGUGAAGGUCAGGAGGCAGCUGGCCACAGUGAAGGUCAGGAGGCAGCUGGCCACAGUGAAGGUCAGGAGGCAGCUGGCUACAGUGAAGGUCAGGAGGCAGCUGGCCACAGUGAAGGUCAGGAGGCAGCUGGCCACAGUGAAGGUCAGGAGGCAGCUGGCUACAGUGAAGGUCAGGAGGCAGCUGGCCACAGUGAAGGUCAGGAGGCAGCUGGCCACAGUGAAGGUCAGGAGGCAGCUGGCUACAGUGAAGGUCAGGAGGCAGCUGGCCACAGUGAAGGUCAGGAGGCAGCUGGCCACAGUGAAGGUCAGGAGGCAGCUGGCUACAGUGAAGGUCAGGAGGCAGCUGGCCACAGUGAAGGUCAGGAGGCAGCUGGCCACAGUGAAGGUCAGGAGGCAGCUGGCUACAGUGAAGGUCAGGAGGCAGCUGGCCGCAGUGAAGGUCAGGAGGCUGCUGGCUACAGUGAAGGUCAGGAGGCAGCUGGCUACAGUGAAGGUCAGGAGGCAGCUGGCUACAGUGAAGGUCAGGAGGCAGCUGGCUACAGUGAAGGUCAGGAGGCAGCUGGCCACAGUGAAGGUCAGGAGGCAGCUGGCCACAGUGAAGGUCAGGAGGCAGCUGGCUACAGUGAAGGUCAGGAGGCAGCUGGCUACAGUGAAGGUCAGGAGGCAGCUGGCCACAGUGAAGAUAGAGAAGAUGAUAGAGAAGAUGAUAGAGAAGAUGAUAGAGAAGAUGAUAGAGAAGAUGAUAGAGAAGAAGCCCAAUAA